GUCCGCGUUUGUGAAGACACGAGGGGGCUGCGCCACCACCACUCAUCCAUUCAUCUGUUUCAACCCCAAAUCCCCCCGUGGUCCUCCACUCAGCACCUUGGUCCACAGUCAGUUCCCUCUGCCAUUACUUUCAUCACCAGCUGUAUUAAUAUGACCAGGAUUCUUCGGGCCUACAGCGCUGUUAAACCCCUCAGACAUGUGUGUGUGUUCGGCAGAAGACUGGCAGACACGCCGCCCUGCCUGAGGCUCCAAGCUGCUAAACUUUAUAGUGCCAAGGCCCAGACAGCCCACCUGGUCUUGGAGGAUGGAACCCGGAUGAAAGGGUUCUCCUUUGGGCACCAUGUGUCAGUUGCAGGGGAGCUCGUCUUCAAUACCGGCCUGGUGGGGUAUCCCGAGGCCCUGACUGACCCCAGCUACAGAGGUCAGAUCCUGACCCUGACGUACCCAAUAGUAGGGAACUAUGGCGUACCCAACACCCAGGAGCUGGAUGAGCUGGGCCUGAGGAAGCAUGCGGAGUCAGAUCGCAUCCAGGUAUCCGGUCUCCUGGUUCAAGACUACAGCCCAGAGUACAGCCACUGGAACUCUGUCAAGUCUUUGGGUCAGUGGCUACAAGAAGAAAAGGUUCCUGCACUGUUUGGGAUCGACACCAGAAUGUUGACCAAAGUUAUCAGAGACAAGGGCACAGUUCUGGGAAAGAUUGAAUUUGACGGACAGCCUGUUGAGAUAUCGGACCCCAACCAGAAGAACCUGGUGGCAGAGGUCUCAACCAAGGAAACCAAAGUUUUUGGAAAAGGAAACCCAAUCAAAGUUGUGGCUGUAGAUUGUGGCAUUAAACAUAACAUCAUCCGCCUGCUGGUUAAGAGGGGUGCAGAGGUCCAUCUUGUACCAUGGGACCAAGACUUGAUGAGUCUAAACUACGAUGGUCUGUUCAUCUCCAACGGACCAGGAGACCCAUCUCUGGCCAAGACGCUCAUCCAGAAUGUCAGCAAGGUGCUGGAAAGUGAUCGUCCCCAGCCAGUGUUUGGUAUCUGCAUGGGAAACCAAAUCACUGCUCUGGCUGCAGGAGCUACAUCAUAUAAACUGCCUAUGGGAAACAGAGGCCAGAACCAGCCAGUGCUGAAUGUGAUGACGGGCCAGGCCUUCAUCACGGCACAGAACCACGGCUACGGCAUAGACAUCGAGUCCUUGCCCCCGGGAUGGAGCCCGCUGUUUGUUAACGCCAAUGAUGGCACCAAUGAGGGCAUCAUGCACAACACUAAGCCUGUUUUCACGGCUCAGUUCCACCCGGAGGCUAAAGGGGGCCCCACAGACACAGAGUUCCUCUUUGAUACCUUCAUAUCCUUGAUCGAGAAAGGAAAGGACGCUAACCUGGUGUCAGUCAUGCCCAAGAAACCCCACACACCCCCGAGAGCCCAGGUGUCGAAGGUGCUGGUGCUGGGCUCUGGAGGUCUGUCCAUCGGUCAGGCUGGAGAGUUUGACUACUCUGGAUCUCAGGCCGUUAAAGCCAUGAAGGAGGAGAAUCUGAAGACGGUGCUCAUGAACCCAAACAUAGCCUCAGUUCAGACCAACGAGGUGGGAACCAAACAGGCCGACUCGGUCUACUUCCUGCCCGUCACGCCACAAUUCGUAACUGAGGUAAUCAAGACAGAGCGUCCGGAUGGCAUCCUGCUCUCUAUGGGUGGACAGACUGCGCUCAACUGUGGAGUAGAGUUGUUCCAGCGUGGCGUCCUGGAGAAGUACGGGGUGAAGGUCCUCGGAACCCCGGUGGAGUCCAUCAUGGCCACAGAGGACAGACAGCUUUUUGCUGACAAACUGAUGGAAAUCAAUGAGAAGAUCGCACCCAGUUUCGCUGUAGAGUCGGUGACUGAUGCGUUGAAGGCAGCAGAGCGGAUUGGUUACCCAGUGAUGUUACGAUCGGCCUAUGCCCUUGGAGGUCUGGGCUCUGGUCUCUGUGCCAACAAAGACAUCCUCGACGAAACCGCCCACAAGGCUCUGGCCAUGAGCAGUCAGAUCCUGGUGGAGAAGUCUCUGCUGGGCUGGAAGGAGGUGGAAUAUGAGGUGGUGCGAGACGUGGCUGAUAACUGCGUCACUGUGUGCAACAUGGAGAACUUUGACCCACUGGGCAUUCACACAGGCGACUCUAUAGUAGUAGCACCGAGCCAGACGCUGUCCAACGAGGAGUACCACAUGCUCCGUGAGACGGCCAUCAAGGUUGUCCGUCACCUUGGCAUUGUAGGUGAAUGCAACAUCCAGUACGCCCUCCACCCUUCAUCCCUGGAAUACUGCAUUAUUGAGGUGAACGCACGGCUCUCCAGGAGCUCGGCUCUGGCCUCCAAAGCCACUGGGUACCCGUUAGCAUUUGUAGCUGCUAAGCUGGCUCUGGGAAUCCCCCUACCAGAGAUCAAGAAUGCCGUAUCGGAGAAGACCACUGCCUGCUUUGAACCCAGUCUGGACUACAUCGUCACUAAGAUCCCCCGCUGGGACUUGGACCGCUUUCAGGGCAUGUCCAGUGAAAUAGGCAGCGCCAUGAAGAGUGUCGGAGAGGUGAUGGCAGUGGGCCGGACCUUUGAGGAGAGUGUGCAGAAAGCCCUGCGGAUGUGUCAUCCAUCAGUAGAUGGCUUCAUGCCCCGCCUGCCACUCAGGAAAGCCUGGGCUGACACCCAGGACUUGCAGCAGGAGCUGGCUGUGCCCUCCAGCACCCGCAUCUUCUCCCUCGCCAAGGCUCUCCACAGUGGUACGACUGUGGAUCAGAUCCACCAGCUGACGGCCAUUGACAAGUGGUUCCUUCACAAACUCCACAGGAUAACACAGCUGGAGCAGCACCUGGCAAACUACAAGAGUAGCACAGUACCUAAAGACCUGCUGCUAAAGGCAAAGCAGGACGGCUUCUCAGACCGGCAGGUUGGUCAGCUUCUGGGCUCCAGUGAGAGAGCGGCCAGAGAACUGAGGCUCACUCACGGGAUCAGACCGUGGGUCAAACAGAUCGACACCUUGGCGGCAGAAUAUCCAGCUAUGACCAACUACCUGUAUUGUACAUAUCAUGGUCAGGAGCAUGAUCUGGACUUUAAAGACCAGGGAAUCAUGGUACUUGGUUGUGGCCCGUACCACAUCGGGAGCAGCGUUGAGUUCGACUGGUGUGCGGUGUCCAGCAUCAGGGCCUUGAGACAGAUGGGGAAGAAGACGGUGGUGGUGAACCACAACCCUGAGACCGUCAGCACCGACUUUGAUGAAUGUGACCGACUUUAUUUCGAAGAGCUGACGCUGGAGCGCGUCCUGGACAUCAGCCAGCAAGAGGGUUGCUCAGGCAGCAUCGUGUCAGUGGGAGGCCAGAUCCCCAACAAUCUUGCCGUCCCGUUGCACCUGAACGGGGUGAAGAUUCUCGGGACGAGCCCCUUGCAGAUUGACCGGGCUGAGGAGCGCUCCGUCUUCUCCAGUGUCCUCGAUGACCUCGGGGUGGCCCAGGCCCCAUGGAGGGCUCUCAGUUCUCUGGAAGAUGCCUUUUCGUUCGCCAACCAGGUCGGCUAUCCCUGUCUGCUCCGCCCCUCCUACGUCCUCAGUGGGUCUGCCAUGAAUGUUGUGUACGGGGAAGAGGAGAUGAAACGUUUCUUGGAGGAGGCCACUCAGGUGUCCCAGGAGCAUCCAGUGGUCAUUACCAAGUUCGUCCGCGGUGCCAGGGAGGUAGAGGUGGAUGCUGUGGCCAAGGCUGGCAGGGUUCUGUGCCAUGCCAUCACAGAGCAUGUGGAGGAUGCUGGGGUUCACUCAGGAGAUGCCACUCUCAUGCUGCCAACCCAGACCAUUAGCCAGGGGGCGCUAGAAAAGGUGAAAACUGCCACCCGCAAAAUCGCGCAGGCAUUUGAAAUUUCUGGGCCCUUUAAUACUCAAUUUCUGGUUAAAGGCAAUGAUGUCAUGGUGAUAGAGUGUAAUCUGCGGGCGUCACGCUCCUUCCCUUUUGUAUCAAAAACAAUCGGUGUGGACUUUAUCAACGUGGCAACCAAAGUGAUGGUGGGGGAACCUAUGGAUGAGGCUAGCCUGCCCUCGCUGGAGAGACCUAUCAUUCCUGUGGACUACGUGGGCAUCAAGGCGCCCAUGUUCUCCUGGCCGCGGCUGAGGGAUGCAGACCCUGUGCUUCGCUGUGAGAUGGCUUCCACUGGAGAAGUAGCUUGUUUUGGACCAAACAUUUAUUCAGCCUUCCUGAAAGCUAUGCUCUCCACAGGCUUCAAGCUGCCACAGAAGGGCAUCCUGAUUGGAAUUCAGCAUUCGUUCCGACCCAAUUUCCUGGCAACGGCGCACCAACUGAAAGAAGAAGGCUUCAAACUCUAUGCUACUGAAGCUACGUCUGCAUGGCUGUGUGCCAAUGACGUGCCUGCCACUCCAGUAGCCUGGCCCUCGGAGAAGGGAGAAGACAGCAGUUUGCCUAGUAUCAAGAGAGAACAGCCUUCACCCUCUUGUCUCCAAGUUCUGAUCACUUACAGGUUUCUCAUCGUGUCAGUGGGGAUUUGCAUGGUGCCAGUGGAGCAAAUGUGUGCAGAGGAGUUCACAAAGACUGCAAGGCCAUUUGUGAAGUGA
Paralichthys olivaceus (Japanese flounder) is the source of this 4566-nucleotide messenger RNA. The record is from RefSeq and is a predicted model, not a curated record. Lineage: Eukaryota; Metazoa; Chordata; Actinopteri; Pleuronectiformes; Paralichthyidae.